Molecule: messenger RNA, 708 nt
Organism: Oppiella nova
Lineage: Eukaryota; Metazoa; Arthropoda; Arachnida; Sarcoptiformes; Oppiidae
Source: the annotation of a GenBank genome assembly
AUGAAUGGUCUGAAUGCAGACAUUCUGAUGCCAUCGAUGGUAACGUUAGAUCAGAAGAGAUUGGCGUUUUGCUCGACAAAACACAUCAAAAGACGUAAAACACAUCCAUUCAGAUGGUGGCCACGAAUGCGAAGACGUGCCGACAUUCCCUAUAAGACAUACAUAACCAAAGAUAACCAACAGUUUGUCGACACAUAUAUCGCCGACACUUACAGUCCAGUGAAAGGCGUGGAACUGAGUCGCGAAGAAUACACUCCCGACUCGAGAAGGUGUGGACUCAUCGCCCGUAAGAUCGGACACUACCCCAUGUGGACAAAGAGUGGUCACCGGCUGCUCACGACUGUCCUUCAGGUGGUGGACAAUCAUGUCAUAAAAUACUACUCACCGGAAGAAUGGCAGUUGAAUUGUCGGCCGUUUUAUCAGUUUCACAGAUAUAACGGUUUGGGUGUCUGUGUGGUGGGCGCCGAGAGUGCUGACCCCCGAGGGUUCACCGCCUUUUACAGAGGAUUAUUCAAUGAGUCGGGAGUUAUGCCGAAGAAUAAGUUGACGCGAUUUUUUGUGACACCAAACGCCAGACUAACGCCCGGAACACCACUCCUGGCCUCACACUUCCGGGUCGGGGAUUAUGUGGACGUUUGGGGCAAAACCAUUGAUCACGGCUUUCAGGGCGUCGUCAAGCGAUGGAACUUCAAAGGACAGGACAGAUAC